Molecule: messenger RNA, 1216 nt
Organism: Cavia porcellus (domestic guinea pig)
Lineage: Eukaryota; Metazoa; Chordata; Mammalia; Rodentia; Caviidae
Gene: Mrpl1
Product: mitochondrial ribosomal protein L1
Exons: 9
Coding region: 176-1150 (324 amino acids)
Biological process (GO): translation
Cellular component (GO): mitochondrion; large ribosomal subunit
Molecular function (GO): structural constituent of ribosome; RNA binding
Source: RefSeq, a predicted model, not a curated record
GGAGAGCUUACAGUGACACCUACACGCUUGCGGGAAGCCUAUUUUCGUCCCCGCCCGUUCCUCUUGCUCUUUCUAAACCCUUCCCCUUCCGCCAAUUCCGGAGCGGAACCUUUGUGAAGGUCUUCCCAGUUGAAACGUGGGACAAAUUUCGCCAACACAAUCCGUAACGGUUAACAUGGCGGCGGCCGUAAGGUACCUCGGCAGGGUCUUGACACAUAAUCAAAGGCAUAGCCUUUCUAAGAUGAUUCAUCAGACAUCUCUUUGUCCUUGUUCUGUAAACAUUCAAGUGCCUACCAGACAUUUUGCUGGUGCUGCUACAAAACCUGCAAAGAAAGCCAACAAAGGUGCCAAAGAAAAAACAUCAGAAGAAAAGAAAAAUGAGAUAGAAAAAAUAAAGUCCUAUCGAUACAUGGAAGGUGAACCUGAGGAUGAUGUCUAUUUAAAGCGCUUAUACCCAAGGCGGAUCUAUGAGGUAGAGAAAGCUGUUCACUUACUUAAGAAGUUUCAAGUUUUAGACUAUACUUAUCCAAAACAAGGAGUUUUUGUUGAUUUGACACUGGAUAUGGCACUGGGAAAAAAGAAAAGAGUGGAACCGUUUGCCAGCGUUAUUAGUUUUCCAUAUCCAUUUUCUUUAGAAGUCAAUAAAGUUGCUGUAUUAACAGGGAAUCCGUCAGAGAUUGAAAUAGCAGAGGGACAAGGAGCUGCUUUUGCAGGAGGAACUGAUCUGAUUCAGAAGAUUUUAGAUGAUGAAAUUCAUGCAGAUUUUUAUUUAGCUGUUCCAGAAAUAAUGCCUGACCUUAAUCCAUUAAAGAAGAAACUGAAAAAAAGAUUUCCAAAGCUCAGUAGAAAUUCCAUUGGCCGUGACAUUCCCAAAAUGCUUGCGUUAUUCAAAAAUGGACAUGAAAUUAAAGUAGAUGAAGAAAGGGAGAACUUUCUCAGUACCAAAAUAGCAACAUUGGAUAUGUCGUGUGACCAGAUAGCUGCUAAUCUGCAGACAGUUAUUAAUGAAGUCUGCAGGCACAGACCCCUAAAUCUGGGUCCCUUUGUGGUCCGCGCUUUCCUUCGUAGUUCAACAAGUGAAGGUUUACUAUUAAAGAUUGAUCCAUUAUUGCCUAAAGAAGAAAUUGAAAAAAGUAAAGAAGCUGCCUAAAAGUAUGAAAUUAAUUUGCGUGCAUUAAGAAGCAACAGAGAAAAUUAUAAAACUUCAUAAUUUCUA